This is a messenger RNA of Papilio xuthus (Asian swallowtail), 1729 nucleotides long. RefSeq names its product mitochondrial import inner membrane translocase subunit Tim17-B. Gene Ontology annotation, biological process: protein import into mitochondrial matrix. NCBI's taxonomy places the organism in Eukaryota, Metazoa, Arthropoda, Insecta, Lepidoptera, Papilionidae. The coding region runs from base 217 to 714 and encodes 165 amino acids. The record is from RefSeq and is a predicted model, not a curated record. The transcript has 4 exons. Gene Ontology annotation, molecular function: transmembrane protein transporter activity. Gene Ontology annotation, cellular component: TIM23 mitochondrial import inner membrane translocase complex.
ACAAAUAUCUUUUCAUUUUAAUCAGUUCUACGAGAUCUUUGGAUAAUUUUUUCUCUGCCUCAUCUCCACUUUACUCUUUGGAAUUGUAACCAGCAAAAACGAGUGUCUAGAAUUAAAUAAUGGUGUGAAAUUAUUAGAAAUUUAACAAUUAUAAUAAAACAAUUUGAAGAAAUAAUAUCAAUAAUAAGUUAGUUUACAGAAGAUAACCUAUAAAUAAUGGAUGAAUAUUCAAGAGAACCGUGCCCUUGGCGUAUAUUAGAUGAUUCCGGUGGUGCUUUCAUUAUGGGAGCUAUCGGAGGUGGCAUAUUUCACUCCAUUAAAGGUUUUAGAAAUGCUCCAGUUGGUUUCAACAGGAAAAUGCUUGGAAGUUUAGCUGCAAUUAAGGAACGAUCACCAAUAGUAGCUGGUAACUUUGCAGUAUGGGGUGGCAUGUUCUCCACAAUAGAUUGCUCUCUUGUAUAUUUACGGCAAAAGGAGGACCCUUGGAACUCUAUAAUGAGUGGAGCGCUGACUGGAGGCAUCCUGGCUGCGAGAAAUGGUGUACCAGCAAUGGCUGGCAGUGCUUUAGUAGGUGGUAUCCUACUGGCAUUGAUUGAAGGCAUUGGAAUAAUGUUCACCAGACUAUCUGCCGAGCAAUUUAAACCACAACAGCCCAUAUUCGAAGAUCCCUCAAUAUUAGGACAGAGUCAAGGGCAGAGUCAAUCCUUCCAAUAAUGAAAUGUUAGUUUAGUUUUAAAUUUGAUUAAAGUGUACAAUGGAAGUUAAAAAUGGGUAAACAAAUCUUAAGAAAAUUAUUGAUAAUUUAUUUUUUAUGUAAAUAAAAAUAUUAUUCGUUUGUAUAACUCAGUGGUAAAGGAUAACUAAAGAUUUGUUAUUUAGAUAAAUACUUUUUCAAUUUUGCUUUCAUUUCAUAGUAUUUAAUCGGUGAAUGGUAUUUGAUUGUUUUUUUUAUUCUACUUUGCUUUUGUGUUAUAAAAUAGGUUGUAAAACUAAGUCGAGUUGAAUUUAUUUAGUGGUUUCGAACUUGUUAUUCAGAUAUGACAUGAGAUUAUUUUGUUAGAUUUGUUUUCCCAUUUUGAAUAUAUUUGAGUGAAGAAUUAUUUUCUGUGAUAUUAUCAGUUGCCAGCUGAUUGCUUAUGCUCACUCAAUGAAUAUUCAAUUUUAUCAUAAUUGUUUAUGGUAAAGAAUUGAAUAGUUAUCACAAAAAUGUCUAUGUCAUAUUGCAAGCAAAUGAUUCAACAUAUUUAUUUGUUUCCCAUAUUGUUGAUCUUGUAUGUUUUGUAGAUUAGAGAUUUAUGUUGAUUAUAGUUGAGAAGAUUUAUUUACUCCAUCUUCCAAUUUAUAUCACAUAAUAUCUCAAUUAUUCUAUAAAAACAUAAAUUGCAUGCAAUAUGGCAUAUAUGUUAUUUUUUUUAAUUAGAAUAAAAAUUGGUUUUAUACAAGUGUUUUAUUUGACUUAAUACCCUAUUUUUAGUUGUAUGACCUAAUUAAGGAUAACAUGGAUCGAUCUGGUUGCAUAGUUUACAAAAUAUAAGAGUGAAAUAACAGAUACAGGAUUAGUUUUAGCAGAAACAAAGUAAGCAGUUAACUAUCUGUGGGUUUCGGAGAUCAGAAUACCUGUUUAAAACAUAUUAUCUUUGUUUGUCAAAGAUAACAGGAAUGACCAUAUGUUUUAUACAGAGUUUUUAAUCUUCGAAACCAAUGCUAUGACAAAUCAUUAUUCAAUAAC